AUGGAAGGACGAAGGAGUGGUCAAGGCUGUGGUCGAGGGACUAGACAGGCCCAAUCUCAUGGGAAUGACCAGGGAUCGGCAACUGGACCGACCCAUGAACAAGAAAAUGUAGAGGGAAAUCAAGUGACUACUGUUAUUAAUAGGAUGACUGAUAUCCUUGAACGUUUAGCUGAAAGACAGGGUCCUGGACCGCUUAGCCAAACUAGGGGACAGGAUAGAGGGGAGGAUAGAGCCUUGGAGAGGUUCCUGAAAUUUAACCCGCCUAAAUUCAUUGGUGAACCCGAUUUUGAGAUAAGGCGGUUUGUACAAGGGUUUAAUGUGAAAAUCCAUGAGGGUUUGGUCGCAGCCCAAAUCUCUACAUUUACUGAAACUUUAGAGAAAGCGCAACGGGUUGAAAGUGCGAGAAUGCAAGUUAAGGACUUUCAUAAUAGGAAGAAGAACUUUUCUAGUCGUACUUCUGGACAGACUAGCAAGAGUUCACAGCCUUCCAAAAUUGGGAGAGGAAUGGGAGGAAUAAUGAUUGCUGGAGUUUCUAGGGGAGUUUUAUCCAGGGGAGGUCAUAGUGGGCAGGUUCAAGUUAGGGGAGCGCCUUCUAGCGGCUCGGCAGUGACCCCUCAAAUCUCUUGUGGGUACUGUGAAGUACCAUCCAGACCCUUCUCAUAUUUUGCAAUCAGAAAGUAUCAAAUUGAUGAAGCGCUGACCUAUGAGGAGAAACCAGUGAAACUUCGAGAUAGUAAGGUGAAAGAACUAAGGAACAAGCGGAUUCCUUUGGUGAAAGUUCUUUGGAGGAACUAUGAGUUAGAGGAAGCGACUUGGGAAGUUGAAUAA
Messenger RNA from Coffea arabica (coffee), 828 nucleotides. The record is from RefSeq and is a predicted model, not a curated record. Lineage: Eukaryota; Viridiplantae; Streptophyta; Magnoliopsida; Gentianales; Rubiaceae.